This is a messenger RNA of Leptopilina heterotoma, 2829 nucleotides long. Its product is annotated as E3 SUMO-protein ligase ZBED1-like. The coding region runs from base 563 to 2746 and encodes 727 amino acids. The record is from RefSeq and is a predicted model, not a curated record. Lineage: Eukaryota; Metazoa; Arthropoda; Insecta; Hymenoptera; Figitidae. The transcript has 5 exons. Gene Ontology annotation, molecular function: DNA binding; protein dimerization activity.
AAAAUAUUCUUUAACGUCAGGGAAACAGUAAAAUUUCUAUAUGUAAAUCAGGGGAAAAUAAAUUAAAUUUGUAUUUUUAAUUUUAUAGGGAAAAUAAUUUGAAAACCGGAAGUGCGUCAUUCGUAAAGAGGAAGUGAGGAAACGUUGAGCGCUGAUUGGUUGAUGAAUUCGGGACAUUUCUCGGCAAGUGUCGUGUAACAUCGCGAGUCGAUAUUCAGUCGAUAUCAACCGCAUCGCAUCAUCGUUCUUUUCGAAGCGAGAAUUUUCGAUAAUAUAUAAAUUUUAAGGACAAAAACAAGUCCAUUGUAAAUACGAUUAAUUUUCCCGCUAAAUUUCUCAAAUAUAAAGAAAUUUACAACAAUAAAAGUGAUAAUAGGGUGGAAUUUAUAAAACAAAGUGUUUAAAUAGUGGACAGUAAUUUCUAAAAACGUGUUAUAUGAAUAUCGCGUCCAUUUUGUAAAAAUGGAAUAAUGUUAAAAGUACAAUUUUUCCCACGUUUUUUUUCCAAGUUUUAUUUAUUUGAAAUAUAAAAAAAAGAGGAAAAUAAUAAUAAUAAGAAAAUAUGUCGAGAAAAAUACAACCUGUGCCUGUAUUGAGUCCAGAAUUCUUUGAAGAAGAAACAACUGGUGCCAAUGUAUCAGUGCCGAAUCUCUUGGAGGAGAAACAUGUUUACACUUACAAGAAACUCGUGGUGCCAAUGUCCAUGCGAAGUAUUUAUUGGAAAUAUUUUGGUUUUCCAGCAACGGACGAUGGCAGUAUUCUCACCAAAGUGAAAAUUGUUUGCAUUUUAUGCAAAACACAAAUUGCCUACAAUCGAAAUACCAGUAAUCUUAGAAUGCAUUUGCAAAAUAAACACGCGCAGGAACUUCUUGAAUUGGAAACGGCAAAUCCACCACGAAAACCAAUAAUAUCACAAGAGGCCAAAGAACGAAGAGCUCAAAAAAGACUAUUGAAAGCUGGUUUAGCAGCAGCUCAACAUAUUUACACGACAAACACCGAUGGGACAAUACAAAUUGACAGUGACAUUCAAUUUGUAACCGAUCCAAAUGUCAGCCUAACGGGCAUUGAGGAAGAUGUCAAUGUAACAUCACCAGUGCGUGUGAUGAUUAAAAAUCCAAAUAAUUCCUGUAAUUUAAAUUCAAAUGUCGCUUUUCUCAUGUCCGACGAUACGUCCGUUCAACAAUGUGGCAGCACUGAAUCAAAAUCAGCAAUUUUAGACGCAAUCGCUGAAUUUGUCAUCGUUGAUCUUCAAUUACCAGAAAUUGUUGAGGGUCGUGGUUUUCAAAAAUUGGUCGCCACUCUUAAAUCACCUUGCGAAAUACCAAGUAAAAGUAAAUUGGAAGACGAUUUAUUGCCAAAGAUUUAUGACAAUUAUAAAGAGUCAAUUGUACAGAAUUUAUCGUGUCUCAAUACGGAAAUUGGACUCGCUAUUGAGGAAUGGAGAUCGAAUACUAAAGAGAAUUUCGUUACAUUUUCAACUUAUUAUCAACAUCCUGGUGAAACAACACUUGAUUAUAAGGUUCUUUGUACAUUACACGCGCCCGACGAUUGGGAUGAUAUUCAAUGGGGUAUUGUCGUUGAUUCCCUACUAGCCGAAUGGGAAUUGAGAAUUGAAAAAAUAACUGCCGCUGUGAUUGCAAUUUCAAUACCAGGAUUGAUAACAGCUUUGAAUAAUCGUGGUUUAACUCUAGUUCCCUGUUUACUUCACACUCUACAAGUUUGUGCCUUGGCCUGCUUUCAAGAUUCGGAUAUUGCGCCCAUAAUCUCCAAGUGUCGAGCAAUUAUUGGAGUGAUAUUGGGACAUAAUGGAGCGUCCGCAACACUUGCAAUGCAGGAUCAAUUAUUAGAGUUGGAGGAGAAUUCGUUAGUAAUGGACUAUCCAUCGGUGUGGAUUUCAACUUACAAUAUGCUGGAGCAAUUGGCAUUGCGUCGUAGUGUAUUGAGUAAUAUUCUCGAUACCGUCGAGAGAGCCGAUCACGAUACAAUUGAUCUCACUCAAGAUGAAUGGAAAUUAAUUGAAGAUCUUGUCACUGUUCUUGAACCUUUCAAGGUUACGAUAAUGACCGUUGGCGAGGAGAAAAUCCCAUUAAUUUCCCUAUUAAAACCAUUAUUGUGGCAAUUGGUUUCUUCGCAUUUGAAAGCAAAAGAAGCGGACAGUGGUACAACGAGAAAUUUUAAGGAAAAUUUAUCAGACAUGUUGUGCGAGCGUUAUGCCGAUAGUAAUGUUACGUUACUUUUGCAAAUUGCAACAACACUCGAUCCAAGAUUUAAGCAACUUCCUUAUGCAACGGACGAGGAUAAAACACUUGUUUCGGCACCAAUCAAGGACAUGUUGACGAAGCUAAUUGAGGAUGAAGGCGGAAAUCGAAUCAGUAAAAUGGAUGAUAUUCCCGAGAAGAAGAGACGAAUGUCUAGAAUGGAACAAUUGUUGGGUGAUCAAUUUUGUAGCUCUAAAAAUCGAAUGCCAUCGGAAGAGAAAGCGGAUUUGGAAUUAGUUCAAUAUCAAUCGGAAGCAACGGCUGCAUUGGAUCAUUGUCCCCUGCAAUGGUGGGCAAAUAAUGUUGCGAAAUGUCCUCAUUUAUCGAAACUAGCACAAAAAUAUAAUUGUGUACCCGCGUGUUGUCCACCGCCAUCACGAAUUUCAGCCGAGGCACAAGUUAUCUAUGACACGAAACGUGCAGCCCUACCGUCACAUUUAGUUGAUAAACUGCUUUUCCUCUACGGUAACUACAACGUUUCGGAAUAAUGUAAAUAUUUGCAAAAAAAAAAAGAAAAGAAAUACUUUUGUACAUCCUAGAUUAUGAGAUUAAAAUUUAUUUGUAAAAAAAA